Messenger RNA from Perca fluviatilis (European perch), 2800 nucleotides. Its product is annotated as E3 ubiquitin-protein ligase MARCHF3-like. NCBI's taxonomy places the organism in Eukaryota, Metazoa, Chordata, Actinopteri, Perciformes, Percidae. The record is from RefSeq and is a predicted model, not a curated record. Gene Ontology annotation, biological process: protein ubiquitination. Gene Ontology annotation, molecular function: ubiquitin-protein transferase activity; zinc ion binding. The transcript has 5 exons. The coding region runs from base 161 to 889 and encodes 242 amino acids.
UCCGUCAGCCACGCUAAUCUGCUUUAAGGGGAGAAGCUUGCACACACAGACUCUGAUAAACAGAGGGGAAACGGGCUGCUGUCCACUGUACGGGAGCACACAGCAUCACACGGUGUUUGUGGAUACCAAGCUAGUGAUGUGAGGCUCCUGGCAUGAGUGAAUGGCCCCUUACAUAGCAGACAUGACAUCAGAGGAACCCCUGGGCCCGUGGGUGCCCAGCCCUGUCGGGGAGGUCAAGGUACUGCCUGAAGACGGGCUGGAGGAGCAACUCAACAGCUGCAACCAAGAAGUAAUGCACUAUCACACAUGUGACAUGGCCACUGAGGAAUGUGCAGCAAUCCCUGACAGUCUGUGCAGCGACGAGCCGUUUUGUAGGAUCUGCCAUGAAGGCAGGGCCUCAGGGGAGCUGCUGUCCCCCUGCGAGUGCUGCGGUAGCCUGGCCAUGGUGCACCGCACAUGCCUGGAGCACUGGCUCACCGCCUCCAACAGCAGCCACUGUGAACUCUGCCACCACCAGUUUGCACUGGAGCGCCUGCCAAAACCUCUUACUGAGUGGCUGUGCGCUCCCUCCGUGCAGCAGCAGCGGAGGACGCUGUGUGGCGAUGCGGUGUGCUUCCUGUUCAUCACGCCGCUGGCCAGCCUGUCAGGAUGGCUGUGUGUCCAGGGAGCCAUGGACCUGUACUACACCAACGCCAUGGAGGCCCUUGGGCUGCUGGUCCUCACGCUGGCCCUCUUCACCAUAUACGUCUUCUGGACCAUGGUACGCUCAGGGUCUCUGUGCGCUACCACAUGCAUCUGUUCCAGACAUGGAAGAAGACGGACCAGAGAGUGCGACUGCAGAUUCCCUUGCCCCCCCAUACCACAACGACCCAACAGACCCUGUCCAUAAACCUCCUCAGCAAAGCCCCCAACAAAGAGACUAUGGUGUAGUAGACUGCAGUCUACAUUACUGAACAUACCUCAGAUAGAAGGGAAGAGGGGACCCAAACUCAGGACAUGCCCCAAUCCCGACAUAACAGCAGAGUUAAAGCCAGGGUUGGAAGACUCCUUCAAGAGCUGCUGGAACCUUUUCGGGAACAAUUGAGUUAAAGGAGCAAAGACUAACCGAGACUCCUCGCAACCUUUGACUUGUCUUACAGCGAUAAAAUGUGACAUUGUCCCAAAAUAAGAAGAGUCAUUCUGGCAACUGUGGACAUGUUCGGUAUCUUCUAGAGUCUACAGUGACAAUCAGUAUCAUUGUUUCCUGAAGACAACGAAGCAUCCUGGACUUAUCUGACAAUCCAGUUGUUUUUCCUCCUCGUGGAAUAAGCUCAUGAAGACAAAUCUGUUGCAACUUGGCACUUCUAAUAUCUACAACGCGAGUGUGUUUAACUUAUAAUUAGAAGAACUAAAGUCCAGCUUUGUAGCUCUUCAGCUGUUCAGAUUUGAAUCAUACUAUUACAAACUUUUAAGUUAGGCUUUGCUCAUUAUUCAUGACAUAGCUGAUCGUAGCGUUUCUACGGCGUUCCAUUUACCUCAGAAGUCGGAAAUGACGUCACACCCGAGCUGACCGCAGUUACAACUAGAGAUGGUCCCAUAAUAUUUUUUGAGUAUCGGCCGAUACUUAAUACCGAUCAGAUACCAGUAUGGAUGUGAUAUGAUUUCUAUAAUUUUUUGUACAGUCUGGCUCGGGUUAAAGCUUUUGUGAAACAGGAACACAAACAAACAACGAAUGCCGUAGAAUUUUAUUUUACUCUCCAGUUUGUCAUAGCGGACAAAGAACAAAAAUUACUUCCAAGUAGAUUUUCUUGAGGUCUAAAUUACGUGGUAUCAGAUCGAUGCAUAGAGAUCCAGAGUUCCAAUACUGAUACCAGCAUUUUAGGCAGUAUCGGAGGCUUUUCCCAAUACUGGUAUCGGUACCUCUCUAGUUAAAAGUCGGAAAAAACGGGGGUAAGGGGUACUCCCGCCCGGCUAGCCAUUGUCAGCAAUACCAGUUGAUAGCAACGCACUACGUUGUACUUUGUGCAGUCAAACACCAUAGCAACAUGCCCACAAAUAGAAGCUGGACAGAACUGUGUGUACGAUUGAUUUAAUGAGACAGAAGUGCUCAAAAACUGUAUACAACCACAGCUUUUACUACUGUUAAAGCUCAGAGCAGCCAUGUUGGAUGGUGGUGGCUGUGUUGGUGAGGUUCUCCCUACUUUCCCCCCCCCCAGAGUCGAGAGCGAUGCAAUGACGUCUUUGCAGAAACAGUGUCCCUUAUAUCCACCGAUCUCAUUGUGACGUUUCAUUGGAACUACUUUCUGAAGUAGUCCCUAUGAAAAUUAGUAAUCAUUUCAUUGAUAGGAAGGUUUCCGGCCAUCAGUUUCUUAUUUUUUGGCACUCUAAAAUAAUAGUUGUGGGCUGCUCAGAGAUCUUUGUUAGUAUUCCAACUUUACCACAGCAGCCAGACGCAAAAUCAUUUUGCAAUAUUUAAGCCAUUUCCUGCAUUAACACUUAUGCAUAUGCGCAAAAUUUAUGCACAUCAAAAAGUGGAAGAAUCAAACCUGUUGCGUUUUGUGGACUACCCUGAGAAACCAGGAUACAGUUUCUAAAAAUCUGCAUGGUAAAUACCAGAGGAAAGUGAGAAAGGGUGUUUGAAAAUGUGCAAAUGACAUUUGUUGGGUAUUUGGGUGAACCAACCCUUUAACCUGUGCUGCUUCCUCCGGCUAUUCAUUUUAGUUCUUAACAGUAAGUUAAGUGUUGUGUGAGCCUUCCAGCACAGCUUCUCCUGCAAAAUUUAACUAGAAUGCUUUUGUUGUAAUAAACAGUCUUAAUACAA